Molecule: messenger RNA, 3278 nt
Organism: Gadus morhua (Atlantic cod)
Lineage: Eukaryota; Metazoa; Chordata; Actinopteri; Gadiformes; Gadidae
Gene: znf451
Product: zinc finger protein 451
Exons: 14
Coding region: 713-3160 (815 amino acids)
Source: RefSeq, a predicted model, not a curated record
UUGAUGUCUUUUAACGGGUUUACCUAGAUUUAAUGUGCAGAUUUUUGUGUCAUGGUUCGGGACAGAAGUGUGUAGACACGUCUAGUGUGGAGGAGACACUUUUAGUGGACGUACGAGAGACGUGCUAACUACGUGUAGCUUGCUAGCAUGUCAUUUCGUUACUCUGCGAUUGUACUGCAAUGUGUUGAAGGUUUUUUUUAAUGUGUGCAAAGAUAUAAAGUUAAUUUGAUGUUAUGGAUAAGUGCUAUACACCGGGCCCGAGCUGUCAUUUUACCCCUUUCUUAUUAACAAUCUCAACUAACUUUUAAUGUUGUACCGUUAUUAAUGCGAAACCAAUGUAACCAUAGCGGCUUCAGUGCAAAGAUCAGGACGCGGUUUUCCAAAAUGUCCUCUUCAAUGGAAGAAGAUGAGGAAGCGGACGAGGAGGUCCAGUUUGUAUCAGAAGCCUCCCACAGACCAGUGCUGGAUUUUAUUGAUAUACCGAGUGACAGCGACGAAGACAGGGGUUUGAGUGAAGUGAUUGAAGAUACGAUUGAGCGACAGAAAGCCCAAGUCAAUUCCACGCUGGACCGGCUCAUGCGGCGAGUGGCGGCCGAGAAGCGGGAGAGAGCAGACAAAUGUAAAGCCUUUAAGGUAAGAUGCACCUUGAGGACACAACAGUGCCAUCUUGUGGCUGAAACCGGACCCAACACCAUUUCUUAAAGAGAAGCAGAUGUCACAAAGGGCUCAUGGGCGUCACGAGCUGGCGUGUGCCGCCACCGAGAGAACCGACUACGACGCGAAGCGCUGUGUGGACAUGUGGUUGAAGAUGCCAGGUGUUCGACCCGGUGUGGUGAACGGCGGAAGGGGAAUGGGACGGCCCCAGCGAGGCUCUUUCCCCAGCGGGAGCACCUCCAAGCACACCUGUCCAGUGGUCAACUGUGGGAAGGUGUUUGACAACAUUCCCCUCAUUGAGGGUCAUUUGAAAAGGUUCGACCACUCCCCCUGCGACCCCUCCAUCCACCUCAAAGGGAGCCCCUCCAAUGUCUUUGCGUGCGUCGUCUGCACCCGCCGCUUUGACACCCAUGGGGCGUGGCUGCUCCACCUCCAGUCCAAGGUGUCCUCAUCGGACCCCGGGGGCCACGAUAUGUCCCAGACCUGCCAGACCAUCGUGUGCUUCGCCUGCCCCGCCUGCUACCUGCUGUUCAGCCUCCGGGACGAGUGUCUCCAGCACAUGGCCGCCAAAAAACAUUACACGCACGCCCUCGGCAUGAUCAAGGAUUCGAAGGCGCGAGCAUUGCCGGUUCCCAUCCCUUCAUCUGCUAAAAGUCGCCUCAUCGAUUUGUGCAGCGGCGUGGAUUUCAACGUGCGGUGCAGCGACUGCCGCAAAGUGCUGACCUCGCAUCAGGAAGCUCAAGCACAUUUCAACGUGUGCUGCAGACAGGGCCGGGCCGUCUCCGAGGCAGAGAAGACGGUGGUGCAGAUGAUGAGACGCCUGCUGCCGCGGGGCCAGUGCUCCCCCUGCUGCGAGCUCUUCCUCAGCCAGGGGGAGCUGGAGAGCCACAGGGAGUCCACCCGGCACGCCGUGGAGGUCAACCCCACGGCGGAGACGGCCGUCCUCCAGUUCUGCCGCUUCAGCGAGAUCCAGCGCGCCCGCCGGGCCAAGGAGCGCGGGGGGCCGUCGGCGCCGCCGCCGCAGCGGAAGAGGGCCGACGUCGGAGGGCACUCGGCCCCGGCCAAGAGGCAGCGGCUGGACUCUGCGGCGGACGGAGACGCGGGCGCCACCACGCUGGCGUGGGUCUGCGAGUGCGGCCUGCACUUCUCCCAAGAGGCCGCGGCCAAGACGCACCUGAUGGCCGCCAACGAGGUCUUCCACCUGUGUGGCGUGUGCGGCAAGCGCAUGGGCGACCUGUCCAUCACGCGGCUGCACAUGUGCCGCUUCCACGGGGGCGCGCACCUCGCCAACUUCCUGUACCACUGCCGGCGCUGCAAGGUGGACAUGCCCCGCUACGAGGACAUCCUCUCGCACGUGGCCGACGCCCACGGCGGCGGCCACGGCUACUUCGUCGAGCGGGAAGUGCCCCUGGAGCGGGUGGUCCCCGACGCCAAGCCGUCGACCAGCGGCACCGGUGGUCGCUCCAAGGCUCCGGCGGCCCCGCCCCCAGAGCCGGCGCCGUGUCCCACGUGGAUGUGCCGGAUGUGCGAGGAGACGUUCGGCACGGAGGCGGAGGUGGGCCGGCACUGCGGCGACGUGGCCAACCACAGCUUCCAGAGGUUCGUGUGCGGCCACUGCCCCCAGAAGUUCUUCAAGGAGUCGACGGUGCGCCGACACUGCCGCAGCGAGCACGGUGGCGAGCGGGUGGCCGUGGCGUACUUCUGCGGCCUCUGCGACAGCAUGCAGUUUGAGCGGGAGGAGGAGUUCACGGAGCACUACGAGAGGCUCCACAGCAAGGACUACUACCGCGUGGACGACCACGGGGGCGGCGGGAGCGCGGCGGGCGGUGCCAGGUCCGGCGAGCACGGCAGCGGAGACGAUGCGCCGACGCAGUCCGAGAGCCCGGCGGCGCCGAGCCCCUGUCCCUGCAUGGGCUCGGAGAAGGGCGACGACGAGAGGAAGGCGUUGUUCACGCGGUGCGUGAAGAAGCUGUCCGCCGAGGGACGGUGCCGAUACGUCUGCGCCCCGUGCGCCGUCACGGUGGCGUCCUUCGCGCGGAUCAAGACUCACGUCGCCACCACGCACCCCGGCCUGAACCUGGCCAAGACCUUCGACGUCGUGUGCAGCGCUUGCCUGGAGACGUUUGAGAGCGUGCCGACUUUCCACGAACACUUCCACUCGGAGCAUUGUCUCCUGGCCCCCUGCCGCGGCCGCGGGCGCAGCGCAGCCUCCACCCCCGACAGCAUACCGGACGCCCUGGAGGUCAAGCCCGAUCUCAAAGGUGCUGGCGAUGUCAUCUUGGCUAAGGUCCUGGGCAUGGACGACGGCGCCAAAGACGGAGCUGCCCAGGAAGGUGACUCGGAUGAAGAAUUGAUCCGUGCCUUGGCUUUAAGUGAGGCAGAAGCAAAACCGUCAACAGGUGAGGCAGACGUGGAUUUGGAACAAGCGUUGGCGAUAAGCGUGUCACAAACAAGAGCGUCACCAGACUUGGAAGAAGCACUGCAGAGGAGUCUUUUGGAAUUCUAACGAGGAACGUCUAUUAUUUGAGACUUGUUUAAUAUUGUCUAUCACGUGUAUUGUCAUAACAUUAUAUUUCAGUUGAAAGUCUAAUAAACUGUUCUAAAAUAAAGCUGAUAUUUCUGUG